CAAUGUCAAAUAUGUUCCACUCGUGUGUUUACGUUGUGUUAUGAAUAAAUUUAAUUAUCUUUGUUAAAAUGAGUUGCGUAUUUUCUUUCAGUUAUAAGUGAUAAUAAUUAAAUACUUCAGAAUGGGAGAAAUCAAUAAAAAGCAAGCUGAAUGGGAAUCAACGAAGGGCUUACGUGAACCGAUAAAAACCUUAGAGGAUAAAUGGAAGCUAGUACCAUCUUUUCUGCAAGUAAAGGGGUUGGUGAAACAGCACAUAGACUCAUUCAAUUAUUUUAUUAAUGUGGAAAUUAAAAAGAUUGUUCAGGCCAAUGAGAAAGUGUUCUGUGAUGCAGAUCCUCUAUUUUAUAUUAAAUACUUGAAUGCCUAUGUUGGCACACCAGAUCUGGAGGAAGGAUUCAAUAUUACAAAGCCAACAACUCCACACGAAUGUCGUUUGAGGGACAUGACAUAUUCAGCACCCAUCACUGUUGAUAUUGAGUACAUAAGGGGUAAUCAGAGGGUUAUAAAGAAUAAACAGCUUAUUGGAAGAAUGCCUCUGAUGCUGAGAUCUUCAAAUUGUGUUCUGACUAACAAAUCAGACUUUGAGUUGGCUCAGUUGAAUGAGUGUCCCCAUGAUCCAGGCGGUUACUUCAUUAUAAGAGGUCAGGAAAAAGUAAUAUUGAUUCAAGAGCAACUGUCCAGAAACAGAAUGAUAGUGGAUGAGUUUAAAGGAGCAAUACAAUGCCAAGUUACCAGCUCCACUCACGAAAAGAAAACUAGGACCAAUGUCAUAGUGAAGAAUGGAAAAUAUGUCCUGAGACACAAUGCAUUGUCUGAUGAUAUCCCAAUUGCUAUUGCAUUCAAAGCCAUGGGAAUCUGUAGUGAUCAAGAGAUAAUGCAAUUAGUUGGAACGGAUGAUACAACUAUGAAAAAAAUGGGCCCUUGCAUCAUGGAAUGUCAUAAUUUGAAAAUAUUUACACCAAACCAAGCAUUGGGAUACAUUGCAAGUAAAUUGAAAGUUAAAAGAUUCCACACCGCUCAUUCCAAAUUUCGCACCCCCAUUGAUGAAGCCAGAGAUCUUUUAGCAACAACCAUACUUGCUCAUGUUGCUGUAGAAAACUACAAUUUCUAUGUCAAAGCCAUAUAUUUGGCUAUUAUGGUGAGAAGAGUAAUAGAUGCAGAAAGUAACAAGACUGCUAUUGAUGAUCCUGAUUAUUAUGGUAACAAACGACUGGAGUUGGCAGGCUCUCUGCUAGCCCUUAUGUUUGAAGAUCUGUUUAAAAGAUUUAAUUGGGAAUUGAAGUCCAUAGCUGACAAAAUAAUACCCAAAGUAAAAGCAGCACCAUUUGAUGUUGUUAAAUACAUGAGACCUGAUCUCAUUGCAAAUGGCUUGUUUGCAGCAAUAUCAUCAGGUAACUGGACCAUAAAACGAUUCAAAAUGGAAAGGCACGGCGUCACUCAAGUGUUGAGUCGUCUCAGUUACAUUUCAGCCUUGGGUAUGAUGACUAGAGUUAAUUCUCAAUUUGAGAAAACUCGAAAAGUGUCAGGACCUCGAUCUUUGCAACCUUCUCAAUGGGGAAUGUUGUGCCCAUCUGAUACACCUGAAGGAGAAGGCUGUGGUCUUGUCAAAAAUUUGGCCCUGAUGACCCAUAUCACCACUGAAUGUUCAGAAGAUCCAAUCGCAAGACUGGCUUGUAAUGCUGGUGUUGAAGAUGUGAGAUUGUUAGGAGGGGAAGAAAUCAACCACCCUGCAGUUUACAUGGUGUUUCUCAAUGGUAACAUCCUGGGCGUUUCAAGACAAUAUAAAAGACUCAUUCGCGUGUUCCGAAUGUUUAGACGUCGGGGGCUCAUCUCUGCUUUCGUCUCAAUUUACCCAAACCAUAACCAAAGAACUGUGUACAUAUGCAGCGAUGGCGGCCGCUUGUGUCGCCCUUACAUCAUCGUAGAGAAAGGGCACCCAUUAGUUCAACAAUUUCACAUACAUGAACUAAACAGAGGGAUUAGAAAAUUUCAAGAUUUUCUUAAUGAUGGGCUCAUUGAGUACUUAGAUGUGAAUGAGGAAAAUGACAGCCAUAUAGCUACAAAGGAAGCUGAGAUUGAUCCCUAUGUCACGACACAUCUUGAAAUAGAGCCUUUUACUGUUUUGGGCGUGUGUGCUGGUUUGGUGCCUUACCCUCAUCACAACCAAAGUCCUAGAAACACUUACCAAUGUGCUAUGGGCAAACAAGCCAUGGGUACAAUUGGCUACAACCAAAAGAACAGGAUCGACACACUUAUGUACAAUUUGGUGUACCCCCAGUGCCCCAUGGUUAAAACGAGAACAAUAGAACUGACUAAUUUCGACAAAUUACCUGCUGGACAAAAUGCAACGGUCGCGGUCAUGAGCUACAGCGGCUACGAUAUUGAAGACGCACUGAUUCUGAACAGGGCUAGCAUCGACCGCGGGUACGGUCGUUGUCUCGUGUACAAGAGCGCCAAAACGACCAUGAAGCGGUAUAGCAAUCAAACAUCUGACAGAAUCUUAGGUCCGUCUAGAGACGCCAGUACAGGAAAAGUCAUCAGAGCCCACGAAAUCCUGGACACAGACGGCAUAGCCGCCCCGGGAGAAAUGGUCGAGAACAGGCAAGUUCUCAUUAACAAGCAGAUGCCUCCAGCGACGUUGAACCCGGUUGCUCAGGGCCAGCCGCAGUCGGUGGACUACAAAGAUGUGCCGAUAACAUACAAAGGGCCAGUGGAAUCGUACAUCGAAAAAGUCAUGGUGUCAUCGAAUUCUGAAGACGCUUUCCUUAUCAAAAUUUUGUUAAGACAAACCAGAAUUCCAGAAAUUGGUGAUAAAUUUAGUUCCAGACACGGUCAGAAGGGAGUGACAGGACUGAUUGUCCAACAAGAAGAUAUGCCUUUUAAUGAUGCCGGCAUUUGUCCAGAUAUGAUCAUGAAUCCCCACGGCUUCCCGUCUAGAAUGACGGUCGGUAAAACAAUUGAAUUGUUAGCUGGAAAAGCUGGAUUGAUGGUUGGCAAAUUUCACUAUGGUACUGCAUUUGGUGGUUCGAAAGUAAGAGACGUGUGUAAUGAACUGGAAAAGCAUGGAUACAACUAUCACGGAAAAGAUAUUUUCUAUUCAGGCCUGACUGGAGAACCACUAGAGGCCUAUAUUUAUUCUGGACCGGUGUAUUACCAAAAGCUGAAGCACAUGGUUCAGGACAAGAUGCACGCGCGCGCCCGCGGCCCGCGCGCCGUGCUCACGCGCCAGCCCACCGAGGGCCGCUCGCGCGACGGCGGCCUCCGCCUCGGCGAGAUGGAGCGCGACUGCCUCAUCGGUUACGGCGCUAGCAUGUUGCUGAUGGAACGCCUGAUGCUAGCGUCGGACGCAUUCAGCGCGGACAUCUGCGGCGCGUGCGGACGGCUGGCGUCGCGCGCCUGGUGCCACGCCUGCCGCUCCUCGGCCGCCGUCUCCACCGUCGAGAUGCCCUACGCCUGCAAGCUGCUCUUCCAGGAACUGGCUUCCAUGAACAUCGUGCCCAAGUUGACGCUCAAGAAGUAUUGUUAGCAUGGACGUACCAGACUUCUUACCCAGCGGCGACAAAUCAGAUUUUUUAGGCAGGAUCCGCUCUGACACAUAACUCGAUACGCCCAUGAUGUGGGCGUGUACCACCCGUAACCAAAUGUUACGGCCUGCGCUUUUGAGCGCCUUUCUCUUGUAGUAGCUUCAGUGAAUAUUGCGCCUAUGCUUACGCUAAAGAAGUGUUGUAGAUUUCAAGU
Molecule: messenger RNA, 3738 nt
Organism: Ostrinia furnacalis (Asian corn borer)
Lineage: Eukaryota; Metazoa; Arthropoda; Insecta; Lepidoptera; Crambidae
Gene: RpIII128
Product: RNA polymerase III subunit RpIII128
Exons: 12
Coding region: 122-3526 (1134 amino acids)
Biological process (GO): DNA-templated transcription
Molecular function (GO): ribonucleoside binding; DNA-directed RNA polymerase activity; DNA binding
Source: RefSeq, a predicted model, not a curated record